AGUAGAUAGAAACGACUUCAGUUACUUCUAAGGCAGUUUCCCCGUCACAAAACAUUAUUGUUACACUUCACACUCAUACACAGCCAUGGUGUACCUGGACUACAAUGCGACGACACCUCUUGCCCCUGAGGUGAUUGAGGCCAUCAAAGACUCACUUCAUGUUGCCUGGGGAAACCCAUCCAGUUCUCAUGAAGCAGGUGUCAAGGCAAAAAGUGUCAUUGUCACGGCUCGGAAACAUGUGGCCAGCAUGAUAGGGGCCAAGCCAUCGGAUAUCAUUUUCACAUCAGGUGGAACCGAGGGAAACAACUGGAUUCUCCGCAUGGCUUUGCAGUAUUUUCACCAAGGAGACAACUCUGAGAACACAAAUGGCUGCGGGGAUAUGAACCCUCAAAACCAGUCAAAGUCAAGACCACGACCUCACUUCAUCACGUCCAACGUCGAACACGACUCGGUGAAGUUGGUUCUGGAGCAGUUUGAGGCCCAGGGACUGGCAGAUGUGACGUUUGUCCCCGUGAGUCAGUCCAGUGGCUGCGUAGCUGUAGAGGACGUCCUGUCUGCCAUCCGGCCUACCACAGUCAUGGUGACCAUCAUGCUGGCCAAUAAUGAGUCCGGAGUUAUUCAGCCCGUCCCAGAGAUUUGCAGAAGUGUGAAGAAACUGAAAAGGCAGGCAGGAGAGACGAGCAGAAUUUUGCUUCACACUGAUGCUGCUCAAGCCCUGGGGAAGAUUCCUGUAGAUGUCCAGGAUCUCGGGGUGGAUUAUUUGACCAUCGUAGGACACAAGUUUUAUGCUCCGAGAAUUGGUGCCAUAUUCGCCCGUGAUCCCAGUGAAGGGACGCCGAUCUUCCCUCUGUUGUACGGAGGUGGUCAAGAGAGGAACUUCCGACCUGGGACAGAAAACACACCAAUGAUUGCAGGACUUGGCAAAGCUGCAGAACUUGUCUGCUUACAUCUGGAGGAGUACCAGCAGCACAUGAGGAAAGUGAGGGAUUACUUGGAGACAAAACUCAAGGAAGUGUUUGGAGACGCAGUGCUCUUCAACGGCCGCUUUGAGCUGAGCGAGAGGCUUCCAAACACGUGCAACGUUUCUUUUACAGGGACUAAGCUCAGAGGCCAUGAGAUUUUGUCACGAGCCCCAGGUGUUCUGGCCAGUGUUGGGGCAGCCUGUCAUGCUCAGGACAGGCCAUCCCACAUCCUGCUAUCCAUGGGAGUGGACGAGUCCGUAGCGUGGCGAGCACUGCGCGUGUCUGUCGGACGAGAGACAACGACGAAAGACGUAGACUCGGCAGUGGCAGAGCUCUCAGCGGCACUGACAACUGAUGCUUGAGGACGAGUGAGGGAAAAUUACAUCAAAGAACCAUAACCAUAUCACAGAGUUGUUUUAUUUUUUAUUUUUAUUUUUUUCAUGACCUUUAUACGCAAUACAUCAGAGAGAGUUUUAACUUAAGGUAUGCCUAUUAGAAUUUAAUUUAAUUGUUUGAACUCAUGUUACAUUCAACUGUGCAAUAACCUGUGAUAAACCAUUAAAUUAACAAUAACAGAAACAGAUAUUUAUGAAAUGAUAAGAAACAAUUUUAAAAUGAUUAAUGAUCUGUGCUUAUACACAUUGCAUAAUAGGCCUACUUCCGAAACUUGAAUGGUACAAUUGACCAAAACUCCAUUAUGUAUUUUUGUAAUACGAUACCCAUAUUAAUUUAUAAUAAUGUUUAUGUUUAUUCCUACAUGUGCUUCACUUUUGUCAUGCCAUAAAACUAAUAAAAGAUUGAAAAAGAA
Aplysia californica (California sea hare) is the source of this 1770-nucleotide messenger RNA. RefSeq names its product selenocysteine lyase. Lineage: Eukaryota; Metazoa; Mollusca; Gastropoda; Aplysiida; Aplysiidae. The transcript has 13 exons. The coding region runs from base 86 to 1324 and encodes 412 amino acids. The record is from RefSeq and is a predicted model, not a curated record.